AUGGUGGGUUAUGAAUUAAAAAAAUUCAAUGGAUAUACUACUGAAGAUUCCGAAGAACAUAUUGAAGAAUUUAGAUUGUGGCUUGCAGGUUCUGGAAUAGAUGUAGGUGCUGGUUAUGCUAAUAGAAUUAAUGCUCAUGGUGUUUUUAGAGCGUCUCUCAAAGGGGAUGCUAAAGAUUGGUAUGAAAGAACCAUCCAUGGGAAAAAUUGGGAGUUGAGAAAUUUACUUAAUAAUACAACGCAAGCAAAUUUAGCUGGUAUUCAAGGAAGAAAUGCUGAUCAAAUUGAAGCACAGGCCUUAAAUUAUGCAAACGGGCAGAAUGGAAAUGUUAUAAUUCCAGCUUAUACAGUAUUUGAUAAAGAUUGGUCUUUUGCUAAUGGACGAUCAACUGAUAACUUAUCCAAUACAUUCAAUGCUAAUACAGGUAAUACUGUGAUUGUACCUGGUAUUCGACUCGGACAAAUGGAAGUUUGUCAUUUAGGAAUUGAAAAAUUACCAGAUAAAUUGCUUCUGAAACUUGAAGAAAUUGAAAGAUAUACAGCAGAACAAUUAUCUGGAGCUUACUUGCAUUCAAACUCAGAUGUGGUAGCCAGUAAAGGUCACGGAAAGAAUAAUUACUCAAACAAUACAGAUAUGACCAAAGAAGAAAUUGAAAAUCUGAUAAAAGGUAUUAUGGCAUCUUCACUAUCUCAACCCGUUUCACAAACUAUCUCUUUUAAACCUCAAGAGAACCAGAUCAUACUUUCAUAA
Molecule: messenger RNA, 750 nt
Organism: Acaulospora morrowiae
Lineage: Eukaryota; Fungi; Glomeromycota; Glomeromycetes; Diversisporales; Acaulosporaceae
Source: the annotation of a GenBank genome assembly